CAAGCGGCUGCACUGUUGCGUGCAGCAGAAGCUGGAGCCGCAAAGAAGUCACUGCACUUGGCUAUUCGCCUCAAGCAGGACAAGUCUGCGACACCAUUACGUGGCAGCAUAGCGUUGCCUAGAAGACUACCCUCGAAGUCAAAGAUCUGCGUAUUUGCUCGAGGACAGGAUGCCGCCAAUGCAAAGGCUGCGGGCGCGUAUCUCGUUGGAGCAGAGGACCUUGUCACGCGCAUACAAGAUGGCAACGUCGAUUUUGAUAAAUGUCUCGCGACACCAGAGUGCGUGCCACUUAUUGCCAAGCUUGCACGAACCCUUGGCCCCAAGGGUCUCAUGCCCAGCGCGAAGCGUGGUACUGUCGUGAAGAAUGUUGCUCAGGCUAUUGAGGACGCCGAACGCAAUCUAGACUUCAGGCAAAAGGGUUCUGGCGCGGUUCUACGGCUUCCGGUUGCGCAAAGCGGAUUUACAGAUGAUGAAAUCAAGAAGAAUAUUGAAGCCGUCCUCAGUAUGGUCACUGAGAUGGGCAGUAAG
Messenger RNA from Protomyces lactucae-debilis, 528 nucleotides. Its product is annotated as ribosomal protein L1-like protein. The record is from RefSeq and is a predicted model, not a curated record. The annotation marks the transcript as partial. Lineage: Eukaryota; Fungi; Ascomycota; Taphrinomycetes; Taphrinales; Protomycetaceae. The transcript has a single exon. Gene Ontology annotation, molecular function: structural constituent of ribosome; RNA binding. Gene Ontology annotation, cellular component: large ribosomal subunit. Gene Ontology annotation, biological process: translation.